AUGGUGAGGUGGACUAGUAUAGAAGCUGUACAAACUGAUGAUUCUGCAGUUGAUCGUAAGGGGUAUAAGGGACAUGACAUGUUGGCUCCUUUCACUGUUGGAUGGCAGACUGAUGAAUUGCAUCCAUUGGUAAUAGACAAAUCUGAGGGUUCAUAUGUGUAUGACAUCAAUGGGAAAAAGGGGAGUGAAUCAAGGCUUGUUGAUGCUGCAACUAAACAGCUAAAUACUUUACCUUUCUACCACUCCUUUUGGAAUCUUAUCACAAAACCCUCUCUGGAUCUUGCAAAAGAACUUGAAAUGUUUACAACAAGUAAAAUGAAAAAGUCUUUUUCACAAACAGUGGCUCUGAAGCUAAUGACACUCGGGUGA
This is a messenger RNA of Lactuca virosa, 369 nucleotides long. The record is from the annotation of a GenBank genome assembly. Lineage: Eukaryota; Viridiplantae; Streptophyta; Magnoliopsida; Asterales; Asteraceae.